AUGGGUCAAGGCGGAACUAUCGACCUGAUAAAUGGCACUCCCUACCCAUGGACUCUCAGCGGCCAGAGCUCCUAUCAGAUGAAGGCCUGGUCCUUCCCGUCGACUGUGGCAUCCGGCGCCUCCAUCCCUGUAUAUGUCGAAUGGGACCAAGACCCCGGCAAAGACCAGAGGGAUGACGGCGGCGAGGCUGUGUAUUCAAUGGGUGGAAGCUCGGGCACUUUUCAAGUCCAAGCCAGAAACACCGAUGGUUUCAACCUCGAGGUCUAUCUCGAGGCUGUCGAGACCGAAAACAAUCCGGUUGGGAGCACCAUCAGCCUUGGCUGGAACCACAACGCUGCCGUCAACCUGGUCUUCGGUGGUGAGCAGGGCGCUUUCACCUCAAACAACCCUUCUGUCGACUGGAUGCAUCAGAACCUCGCAACUCUUGGUGACCGCAAGCUGCGCCAGAUUUGCAUGCCGGGCUCGCAUGAUGCGGGAAUGAGCGAGUUCAACGCGCACACUGGCCUGGUCAGAGACACCAAUACUCUCACCCAGAAGUUCAGCAUCGCCGAGCAGUUGACUGCUGGGUCGCGCUGGUUUGAUGUGAGGCCGGUGGUCGCCUCCGGGAAGUUUUGGGCCGGCCAUUACUCCGAUACUAAAAUUGUCGGCUGGCAGGGAGCAAACGGACAGUCACUGAGCGACAUCAUCAACAACAUCAACACUUUCACUUCCCAGUACAAUGAGCUGAUUAUCCUGGACAUCUCGCACACCAUGGACACGGACAAUGACUACACCGACCUAUCCCAGGCCCAAUGGAACACCCUCUUCACCCAGCUCCAAAGCAUCAAUCAUCGUUUCAAUGCAACCGGCGUCUCGACUUCAGAGGACUUGUCAAAGCGCACCCUCAACCAAUUCAUCGGAAACGGGCCAUGUGUCUUGAUUGUUGUCGAGCUUCCCAGCGGAAUCACACUCGGUGAUUAUUUUAGCCAGGGAAUAGUAGCGAGCUCGCCCAACUUUCCUUUCUACAACAGCUAUUCAAAUACGGACGAUUUGGACACCAUGGCUUCCGAUCAACUUUCGAAGCUCUCCAGCCAGCGCAAGACACCUGACGACGAAUUCUUUCUUCUCUCAUGGACGUUGACGGAAAGCGUAAUUGAUACCAUCUGGGGCAGCGUCCCUAUUCCCGGAGACUUGAACUCCAUCUUGGAACUCGCCGGCAAAGCCUACCCCAACGUUCUGUACAUGGACCUUUUCGGGGCCUUUGACCAGGACGCGACCGCUCCGUCCACAGAGGUUGCGGCUUUAGCACUGGCAGUGAACGGUAUUGUGGGCCGCAAUUAA
Messenger RNA from Lasiodiplodia theobromae, 1320 nucleotides. Its product is annotated as Plc-like phosphodiesterase. Gene Ontology annotation, biological process: lipid metabolic process. Lineage: Eukaryota; Fungi; Ascomycota; Dothideomycetes; Botryosphaeriales; Botryosphaeriaceae. The transcript has 4 exons. The record is from RefSeq and is a predicted model, not a curated record. Gene Ontology annotation, molecular function: phosphoric diester hydrolase activity. The coding region runs from base 1 to 1320 and encodes 439 amino acids.